UGAGGCCAGUUCCUAUGGACCAGGUGAAGAUGAGCGCCAUCUCUGAUGAGAGAGUGGACUUCAUGAGGGAACAGGCCUUUACCGUUCUACGCCUCAAAACAGACAAAUGGAACCGUUUUAUUGGAUUGGAGGAGAAUCAGAGGGCUCUGCUUGACUUCCUGGACCAGGGCUGGCGAGAGUAUCUCCUUUUGUUUGUGGGACCAGGAGGAACUCUUCAUACAGGAGAUGAACAGAGCUCCUCUCCCUGGAGGACCAAGCUUUUGUGUGUUCUUAAAAAAAAGAAGGGUGUCAUCUCCAAAACCACCUUUAGAACCCAGCUCUGGCUUGGAGAGGUUGCAGCACAACCCAUGGACCACGCUCCUGUGCUCUUCUCUCAGGUGUUCGUCUCAGUGCUGGGAAGUCCACUUAAUCAGUCCGCCUGGCCCCGGGUGGUCGGUCAGGACAUCUGCAGGCACCUUGAGCAUCUGUGCAGUGAAGCAGUCACACUGAGAGGGCGAUCACAAGGACGAACUCUACUGCCCCUGCCGCUCUGUGUGGAGAGAAAAGAUGAGCACCAGCUCAGAUCGGAUUUCUGUCUGAUUGACAGGGCGUUAUUGUACUCCAUUGAGACCAUGGUGAUCCAGUGGUGUGGACUGAUGGGCUCUGUGCUGCAGCGGGACUCGUCUAAGCUCCUGCACCAGGGGGACCACCCAGGCCCCACAGUGGAGCUCAGUUUCUGGACUAAACAGAAAGAAAACUUAUUAGGGAUCCAGAAACAGCUGCAGAACCCAAAAGUUGAUCAGGUGCUGGAAAUUCUGCUGAGGAUCAAGAGCAGUUACUAUGAUUCCUUUUAUGGCAUUAUUCAAAAAGUCAACCAUGCGGUGAUGGAGGCAGAAGACAUAGACCUACACUUGAGGACCUUACGGCGGCCCAUAGCUGCGUUCGAGGAGCGGAGCUUCACUGAUCUGGAGCCUCUGAUUCCCGCUCUGUUUCACACACUUGCUCUCAUCUGGACACACUCUCACUUCUACUGCCACCCACCACGUAUCGUCACGCUACUCACAGAGUUCUGCAACCUACUCAUUGACAAGGCGUCUGUGUAUCUAAUUCCUGAGGAGCUCUUCAAAAUGGAGUUAGAGGAGGGAAUGGACCGGGUUCGGAAGGCGAUCCAGGUGUUUUGGACAUUCAAGCGGAGUUUCCAGCAGCACAGAGACAAACUGACACCCACUGGACCAUAUGGCCGUCCAGGACUUGCGGUCAAACCUUGGGACUUUCCCUCUGAGCUUGUGUUUCACCGCACUGACUGCAUCAUGGAGAGACUGCGCAUGAUUGAGGAAUUGUUUGCCUCAGCUCUGGACUUUCUAAAGCUGGAACGGAUUGAGCUGGGCGGCUCUAGAGGAAAGAUUCUCAGUGAUAUGGUGUACAGCAUGAAUGACGAGUUCAUGGACAGCUGGAGAACUUUGAGAGAGAGCAAAUAUGAUCCUCUUGACUACAACAACAAGGAGUUUGUGCGCGACUAUAAUCGAUUCAUGGAACAGAACAGAGAUUUUGACCAGAGGCUGGGAACAGUAAUAAACUUGGCCUUCCAACACUCCCCAGGCUUAGAGUCUGCUUUUAAGCUCCUACAGAUCUUUGGUUCUCUGUUGGAGAGGCCGAGGGUUCACCAGCUUUUUGCUCCAAACUACUCUCAGCUGCUGGUCAUGUUCCAAGUGGAGGUCAACCUCUGUCAGCACAUGGUGGAAACCCACAGAGAGAAGCUGAGGAACGGCUGUCCUGUCCUUGGUAAAAACAUGCCAGCCGUUGCUGGUAACCUGAAAUGGUCUCAAGAACUCAGAGAACGGAUCCUGUCAAACCGCAGUAACCUCAGCCAGCUUACACAUAUACCAUUAGACAGUCCUGAGGCACAACAGGUGUUGCAGGUGUGUGAGUGUGUAUUGGAGGUUCUGGAUCAAAUGGAUGAAGAAGUCUACACUAAUUGGAGUGUUGAUUUAGAUGAGUUGUGCCACACACAUCUGAAUGAACCACUGCUCAUAUUGGAUGAGGAGAGCAGCUUUUACUGCUUGAACUUUAACCCUGCUUUGACAUCUGUUUUGAGGGAAGUUAAGUAUCUUGGAAUUCUGAAGAACCACAACAUUCCCAAGGCCGCUGUGAGUCUGUACUCUAAAUGGGAAAUGCUUCACAUGUACACCAGUACUCUGUUCCAGAUCACUCAGUGGUAUAAUAAACUGCAUAGCACGAUCCUGGCUGUUGAGCUGCGUUUGGUAGAGUCUGAGCUGGAGGAAGUGAGGUGUACCUUAAUGCCAGCGUUAAAGGAACUGCGAUGGAGUGACGAGCAGCUCGUUGACUACAUCAAGAGCACACGUGAUCUGGUGCGUGGUGUGUCGGAGCGUGUGCAGAAGAGCAAGGCUAACUUGGAGAAACUACAGGGGCUGAUGGGAGUUUUCAGUCACUCGGCCUGCAUUACGCGCAGGACUAAUCGUCGUGGCAAUCUACUCAACCUCACAGACGUAGAGGAGAACUUCAAGCGGCAGUACGCUCUCGUCUCUCGCACGGGAGAGAAGAUACAUGAGCUUAUGCAGGAGAAUGCUGAGCUGCUUGGUGCUGACUUGGAAUCAGAUGCUUGGCAGUCCUACACAGAACAUGUGGACAGAAACAUUCUUACUGGGUUCUGCAGUGCUGUGCGAUGUUCCCUGCAGUACUUAGUUGAGAACACGGACCCGGCGCUCCACAUCGAUCCUCUGUUCGAAGUUCAGCUGACCUUGACCUCUGACAUGACCUUUUACCCCUCGCUCAACCUCUCCAAGAAGGGCAACUUCUAUGAUAUCAUUGACCAGAUGUUGUCAGAUAUUUUUAAAAUGGCUUCUUUCAUGAAAAGAGUGGCCAAGAGCAAACAAUCUGAGACUUACAAGGCGGAUGUAGAUCAGAUACCUGAGCUAGUGGAGUUAGCUCAGCUGGUGCGACACCGUGCACGUGGGGCCAUUGCUAAGGUCAAAGAAUUCCAACACUCCUUCGAUUCCUAUCGUUACCUCUGGACUGGAGACAGGGUGGAGUUUAUGAGGCAGUUUCUGCUUUAUGGACACGCCCUCACUGCAGAGGAGGCGGAGCUUUAUGCAGAUUAUGAACUGCCCAAGAAUCCACCCAAACUGCAGAACUUCAGAGAGCAGAUCAGUGAGUUUGAGGAACUUUACGAGAAGGUGCGCGUAUUAGAGGAGAAGAGAGUAUUCUAUGGCUGGUGUCAGGUGGACAUAAAACCUUUUAAAAUAUCGCUGAUGAACAUCAUUAAAAAAUGGAGCUGGAUGUUUAAGGAACACUUACUGAACCAUGUUAAUGCCAGUGUGCAAGAGUUAGGAUCAUUUAUUGAGAAUACAGAGAUUGGGUUAGCAAAGACUGUAACCGAUGGGGAUUAUAGCAAACUGGUGGACAUCAUGGGCCACUUGAUGGCCAUCAGAGACCGCCAGGGGAGUACAGAGCAGCAUUUCAAACCUCUCAAAGCUACCUCGAACCUGCUCAAAACCUACAACCAGCAGCUUCCUGAGCAUGUUUACAUACUGUUGGAGUCCCUGCCGGAGAAAUGGAAGAAUCUUAAGAAGGUGGCAUUUACAGUAAAACAUGAGGUUGCUCCUCUCCAGUCCAAUGAAGUUGCUGUCAUCCGCAGGAAGUGUGUUCGGUUUGAGGUUAAACAGCAUGAAUUCAGGGAACAAUUCCGCACUGAGCCCAUAUUCUUUAUCAGCCUGGAGGACCCAUACAAACUCAUCGACAAGACAAAUCGUGCGGUGGCUCAUUUGGAGAGUGAGAUGUCUAAGCUUCAACAAACAGCCAAUCUGUUCGAGGUCAGUUUCCCUGACUACAAACAACUUCGGCAGUGUCGGUCAGACAUCAUCCUGGUUAAAGCAGUCUGGGAUAUGGUUAUGUUUGUCAAGUCCUGCAUCUCAGACUGGACUAAGACUCCAUGGAAGGAGAUCAAUGUGGAACAGAUGGAUAUGGAGCUCAGAAGGUUUGCUAAGGAGAUGAAGACUCUGGAUAAAGAUGUGCGUGCGUGGGACGUCUACAACGGCCUGGAAUCCAUUGUUAAGAAUUUGUUGACAUCACUGAGAGCUGUCAAUGAACUUCAAAACUUUGCUGUCAGAGAGAGACACUGGCAACAGCUCAUGCACACAACGGGGGUGAGUUUUGUGAUGGAUGAGAACACCACACUUGGUGAUCUCUUAGAGCUGCAGCUCCACCGUGUGGAGGAAGAAGUGAAGAACAUUGUGGACAAAGCAGUCAAAGAGAUGGGAAUUGAGAAGAUUCUGGGUGAGAUCCAGCAGACUUGGUCCAUGAUGUCUCUGUCGUAUGAGACGCACACAAGUACUGGAACACCUCUACUCAAAGCUAAUGAGAACCUGAUUGAAACCCUGGAGGACAACCAGGUUCAGUUGCAGAAUAUUCUCAUGAGUAAGUAUGUGGAGUAUUUCAUAGUCGAGGUGAGCGGCUGGCAGCGGAAGCUGGUGGUGGCUGAUCUGGUCAUUGGUACGUGGUUGGCGGUUCAGCGCACAUGGGCUCACCUCCAAAGUAUUUUCACCAACUCUGAGGACAUCCGGAACCAGCUGGCCCAUGACGCAGAGCGGUUUCAGGGCAUCCACCAGGACUUCCAGGGUUUAAUGAUCACUGUUGUGGAGACCAAUAAUGUGAUAAAAGUCACUAACCAGCCAGGCUUCUUGGAGCAACUUGAGACUCUACAGCAAAGAUUGUCUGUGUGCGAGAAGGCUCUGGCUGAGUAUUUGGAGACAAAGCGUUUGACAUUUCCACGCUUUUACUUUGUCUCUGCUAGUGACUUGCUGGAAAUAGUUUCUAAGGGAACUCAGCCUAGACAGGUGACACGACACUUGCUGAAGCUUUUUGACAAUCUGGCUGACCUCCGCUUCAAAGAGGAUGAUGAUGGAGCCACUGAUCCCAAAACAACUGUUGCCUUGGGAAUGUACAGUAGAGAGGGAGAAUAUGUGCCCUUCUCACAACCCUGUGUAUGUGAAGGACAGGCUGAGUGUUGGCUGAGUACUCUAGAGAAGGCCAUGCGCUCAACUGUUCGCCAGGAGAUCUCUGAAGCUGUGGCAGCAUAUGAAGACAAGCCACGUGAUCAGUGGCUGUUUGACUACCCGGCACAGGUCGCACUGACUGGCAGUCAAAUUUGGUGGGCGAUAGAUGUGGGCAUUGCCUUUGAGAGAGUGGAGGAAGGUUUCGAGACUGCCCUGAAAGACUACAACCGAAAACAGAUCGGUCAGCUGCACUCUCUGAUACACAUGCUACUGGGUGACCUUACCCCAGGGGACCGACAAAAGAUCAUGACCAUCUGCACUAUUGAUGUCCACGCUCGUGAUGUAGUCGCUAAACUCGUAUCUCAGAAGGUGACCAGUGGACAGGCAUUUGCGUGGCUGUCACAGUUACGGCACCGAUGGGAUGAGCAGCAGAAGCACUGUUACAUCAACAUAUGUGACGCACAGUUUCAGUUCUCGUACGAGUAUCUGGGGAAUACCAACAGACUGGUCAUAACACCACUCACUGACCGAUGUUACAUCACUCUGACUCAGUCUCUGCACCUCACCAUGAGUGGCGCCACCUCUGGUCCUGCCGGAACUGGCAAGACAGAAACCACCAAAGACCUUGGCCGAUCGCUCGGCAUUAUGGUCUAUGUGUUCAACUGCUCAGAGCAAAUGGACUACAAGUCCAUAGGGAAUAUCUAUAAAGGUUUGGCCCAGACGGGAGUGUGGGGUUGUUUUGAUGAGUUUAACAGGAUCUCUGUGGAGGUUCUGUCUGUGGUUGCUGUGCAGGUGAAAACCAUUCAGGAUGCAGUUCGCAACAAGAAACAGAGGUUCCACUUCCUGGGUGAGGAGAUCGAGUUAAGGCAAACAGUUGGGAUCUUCAUCACUCUGAACCCUGGAUAUGCAGGGAGGACUGAACUACCAGAAAACCUUAAAGCCCUUUUCAGGCCAUGUGCGAUGGUCAUUCCUGAUUAUGAGUUAAUCUGUGAGAUCAUGUUGGUGGCUGAAGGUUUUAUAGAAGCACGUCUGCUCGCACGCAAGUUCAUCAGCCUCUAUACACUCUGCAAAGAGCUGCUCUCCAAACAGGAUCAUUAUGACUGGGGUUUAAGGGCCAUAAAGUCAGUCUUGGUUGUUGCUGGGUCACUGAAGAGGGAGGAGAGGAGCCGCCCUGAAGAGCAGGUGCUGAUGCGUGCUCUGCGAGACUUUAACCUGCCCAAGGUUGUGACGAGUGAUGUGCCAAUAUUUUUGGGACUUAUAAGUGAUCUCUUUCCUCUUCUGGAUAUCCCACGCAAGAGGGAUAAUGAGCUUGAGCAGAACGUACGUCAGUCAGUUGCUGAACUCCACCUGCAGCCAGAGGAAAACUUCAUACUCAAGGUGACCCAGCUGGAGGAACUGUUGGCGGUGAGACACUCUGUGUUUGUAGUAGGUGGACCUGGAACAGGAAAAAGUCAGAUUCUGAAGACACUGCAUAAGACCUAUUCUAACAUGAAACUGAAGCCCAUCUGGACUGACAUCAACCCUAAAGCUGUCACCACCGAUGAGCUGUUUGGCUUUCUGCACCCAGCUACACGGGAGUGGAAAGAUGGUCUGUUUUCUUCCACUAUGAGAGAACUCUCUGCCAUAUCACAUGAUGGACCGAAGUGGAUUGUUCUAGAUGGAGACAUCGACCCCAUGUGGAUUGAAUCACUGAAUACUGUCAUGGAUGAUAAUAAGGUGCUUACGUUGGCCAGUAAUGAGCGGAUAUCACUGACCCCCUCCAUGCGUUUGCUGUUUGAGAUCAGCCACCUGAAGGCUGCAACACCGGCUACAGUAUCUAGGGCUGGAAUUCUUUACGUGAACCCUCAGGAUCUGGGCUGGAGUUCGUUUGUGACAAGCUGGAUAGACACCCGUCAGGCCCAGUCGGAGCGAGCAAAUCUCACUAUAUUGUUUGAUAAGUAUGUACCCUACUGUCUGGAGCAGGUCAGAUGCAACCUGAAGACGAUCACACCUAUACCUGAGAUGAGUAUGGUACAGACCCUGUGCUGUCUGCUGGACUGCUUGCUGACUGAUGAAAACACCCCUCCGGACUCUCCCCGUGAGCUCUAUGAGCUCUACUUUGUGUUUGCAUGUGUGUGGGCCUUUGGAGGGGCUCUAUUCCAGGACCAUCUGAUAGACUAUCGUUCAGAGUUCAGUCGUUGGUGGUGUAAGGAGAUGAGAGCUGUGAAGUUUCCCUCUCAGGGAUCAGUGUUUGAUUACUACAUCGACCCCAACACCAAACGGUUCACUCCGUGGAGUGAACGCACGCCUCCCUUUGAGCUGGAACCCGACAUCCCUUUGCAGAGAGGUGAGAGAAUGAGAAAGCGCAGCUUCGCUCUGCCAGAGCAUGUGCGGUACCCUAUAGACCUGGUGCACCUAUGGCUGCACGAGUCUUCUCGUGUGUAUUCAGACAAACUGAUGGAGGAGAAAGACGUUGAGCUGUUCAACAAGAUUCUGCUAGACACAGGCAAAAGAUACUUUGAGGGUAUAGAUGAGUCUAUAUUUAUCAACCAGCCAUUGAUCUACUGUCAUUUCGCUCAUGGUAUGGGUGAGCCACGCUAUGCACAGGUGACAGACCUGGAGAAGCUUCAGAAGAGCCUGAUGGAUGCUCUUGAGCACUACAAUGAGCUGCACUCUGACAUGAACCUAGUGCUGUUUGAGGAAGCCAUGCAACACAUUUGUAGGAUAAGUCGUAUUCUUGAGUCUCCUAUGGGUAAUGCCUUGCUGAUUGGAGUAGGUGGUAGUGGGAAGCAGAGUCUCUGUCGGUUGGCUGCUUUUCUUAGCGUCUUGGAAGUAUUUCAGAUCACACUUAGAAAGGGUUAUGGCAUCAGUGACCUGAGGAGUGAUAUUGCUGCACUGUACAUAAAGGUGGGAGUGAAGAACAUCGGCACAGUCUUCCUGCACACAGAUGCCCAGAUUCCCGAUGAAAGAUUCCUGGUCCUGAUCAACGACAUGCUAGCAUCAGGGGAUAUACCUGAUCUCUUCAGUGAGGAAGAGGUUGAUAUGAUCGUCACCUCUAUUCGUGUGGAGUUGAGGGCGCUUGGUUUGCUGGACACACGUGAAAACUGCUGGAAUUUCUUCAUUGAUCGUAUACGCAGACAGCUCAAGGUGGUGUUGUGUUUCUCUCCGGUUGGCUUCACUCUUCGUACACGUGCACGGAAAUUUCCGGCUCUUGUGAACUGUACCGCCAUUGACUGGUUCCAUCCUUGGCCCCAGCAUGCACUGCAGUCCGUCAGCAGCACUUUUAUACAAAAUAUCUCUGGCCUGGAGCCAGAGGUGCGAGUGUCCAUCAGUGAAUUUAUCUCGUUCGCACACACUAGUGUGAACGAAGUCAGUGUAAAGUAUCAGCAGAAUGAAAAACGUUUCAACUACACCACACCCAAAAGCUUCCUGGAGUUCAUGAAACUUUACGGCAACCUGCUGGGGACAAAAAGAAGAGAAUUGAGACAGAAGAUGGAACGUCUGGAGAACGGCUUGCAGAAACUACUGAACACUGCAUCACAGGUGGAGGAUCUGAAGGCUAAACUGGCCACACAGGAAGUGGAGUUGCAGCUAAGAAAUACUGAUACUGAAGCUCUCAUCGCUAAAAUUGGCCAACAGAGUGAAAAACUCAGUCAGGAGAGGAGCGUAGCAGAUGCAGAGGAGCAAAAAGUAGAAGCAAUUCAAGCAGAAGUGACCAAACAGCAGCAGGAGACUGAAGCAGAUUUGUGGAAAGCAGAACCGGCUUUACAGGCAGCUAAUGCAGCACUCAACACACUCAACAGGCUGAAUCUAACAGAGUUGCGGACGUUUCCGAAUCCUCCCGCCAUCGUAUCGAAUGUGUCUGCAGCUGUUCUGGUGCUCCUGGCUCCUGGCGGCCGAAUCCCUAAGGAUCGCAGCUGGAAAGCAUCUAAAGUUGUCAUGAGUAAAGUGGAUGACUUCUUACAGGCGCUGGUUAAUUUCGAUAAAGAGCACAUCCCUGAAGCCACAGUGCGUGUCAUCAAAGACGAGUAUCUGAGUGAUCCUGAGUUUAAUCCGGAGUUUGUCCGUCUGAAAUCGUCUGCCGCGGCCGGUCUCUGUGCCUGGGUCAUUAACAUCAUCCGCUUCCACGAGACGUAUGUGUUGUGUGAGGUGGAGGUGAAGAGGAUGUGUCUGUCUCAGGCCAACGCUGACUUGGCUGAGGCUGCAGAAAAGUUAGAGGUCAUCAGAAAGAAGCUGACCGAGUUGGAUGGUAGUUUGGACACACUGAAAGCUGCGUUUGAAAAAGCAACCUCGGAGAAACUCCGCUGUCAGGAUGAGGUGAACCACACCAACAACACCAUCAAGCUGGCCAACCGCCUGGUCAAGGGUUUAGAGUCAGAAAAUGUCCGCUGGGUACACUCUGUGGCUCAGUACCGCGAGCAGGAAUCCACUCUGUGUGGAGACGUUCUCCUCACUGCAGCCUUCAUCUCAUACGCUGGCUCGUUCUCAAAGAGAUACAGAGAGGAGUUACUCCAUAACCUCUGGAUGCCUUACCUGCGUGCCCAGAAGGUGCCCAUCCCUAUGACUGAGGGCUUAGAUCCCAUCUCCAUGUUAACAGAUGGCGCUACCAUUGCGAAGUGGAAUAACGAGGGCUUGCCGGGUGAUAAGAUAUCUACUCAGAAUGCCACUAUAUUGACCAACUGUGAACGCUGGCCGCUGCUCAUUGACCCCCAGCUGCAGGGCAUCAAGUGGCUCAAGAGUCGCUAUGGCAACAGCCUUAAGGUUAUUAACCUCAGCCAGAAGGGGUAUGUGGAUGUGAUUGAACAGGCCGUGGUCUCAGGACAGCCUGUGUUGAUUGAGAAUCUAGAGGAGACAAUUGAACCAGUUAUUGAUCCACUACUGGGCCGACACACCAUCAAGAAGGGCAGAUGUAUUAAAGUGGGGGAUAAGGAAUGUUAUUUCCAUCCUGACUUCCGUCUGAUUCUACACACUAAGCUGGCAAACCCGCACUAUAAACCUGAGAUCCAGGCCCAGACCACCCUCAUCAACUUUACCGUCACACGGGACGGGCUCGAGGACCAGCUGCUCGCGGAGGUGGUCAACCUGGAGAGACCAGACCUCGAACAUCUCAAGUCUGAACUGACUAAACAACAGAACACGUUUAAAAUCGAGUUAAAGCAGCUCGAGGAUGAGUUACUGACACGUCUCUCCGCCGCUGAGAAUAACUUCCUGGGAGACAACGUUCUGGUCGAGAAACUCGAGAGCACUAAACACACAGCUGCCGAGAUUGAGAUGAAGGUGUUGGAGGCGAAGGUUAAUGAGGUGAAGAUUAAUGAGGCUCGUGAACACUACCGGGCCGUGGCUGUCAGAGCAUCCCUGCUCUACUUCAUCAUCAAUGACCUUAACAAGAUCAACCCCAUGUACCAGUUCUCCCUCAAGGCAUUUAACGUUGUGUUCCACAAGGCGGUGCAGAACGCAGAUGCCUCUUCUGAUGUAAAGACCCGUGUAAACACACUGAUAGAUUGUAUCACCUUCUCUACGUUUAAUUACAUCAACAGAGGCUUGUUUGAGAGAGACAAGCUCACUUUCGCGGCACAGCUUACAUUUCAGUUGUUGUUAAUGAGUAAAGAGGUGGAUCCUCGGGAGCUUGACUUUCUGCUGCGCUUCAACAUUGACCAUAAUUAUGCCAGUCCAGUCGACUUCCUUUCCAACACCGCCUGGAGUGCUGUUAAAACAAUGAGCUUCACCGAUGAGUUUCGUGGUCUGGACCGGGACAUCGAGGGCUCACCCAAACGCUGGAAGAAAGUGGUGGAGUCAGAGUGUCCAGAGAAAGAGAAACUCCCUCAGGAAUGGAAAAGCAAGAGUUCACUCCAGAAACUCAUCCUUAUGAGGGCUCUCCGACCCGACCGGAUGACGUACGCUGUCCGGAACUUUGUGGAAGAGAAACUAGGUGUGCAGUACACCGAGAGCAGGAAGAUGGAGUUUGCACGUUCAUUCAAAGAGUGCGGUCCUGCUUCCCCUGUAUUCUUCAUCCUGUCCCCUGGAGUGGACCCCCUAAAAGAUGUCGAGUCCCUGGGCAAGAAGCUGGGUUUCACAAUAGACCUGGGAAAGCUCCAUAACGUGUCUCUAGGACAGGGCCAGGAAUCUGUGGCUGAACUUGCCAUGGAAAAGGCCUCCAGAGAGGGCCAUUGGGUCAUUUUACAGAACAUUCACCUGGUGGCAAAGUGGCUGGGAAGUCUUGAGAAGCUUCUCGAAUGUUGCUGUGAGAACAGUCACCAAGACUACAGAGUGUUCAUGAGUGCAGAACCCUCUCCCACUCCACAGGAACACAUCAUUCCACAGGGAAUUCUGGAAAAUUCCAUCAAAAUCACUAACGAGCCACCCACAGGCAUGCUGGCCAACCUGCAUGCUGCUCUGGACAACUUUGAUCAGGACAUUCUGGACCAGUGUUCCCGUGAGCAGGAGUUUAAGACCAUCCUAUUCUCGCUGUGUUAUUUCCACGCUUGUGUGGCUGAAAGGAGGAAAUUUGGGCCACAGGGCUGGAACAGAAAGUACCCUUUUAACACAGGGGAUCUCACCAUAUCAGUGAAUGUGCUCUACAACUACCUAGAAGCCAACUCACAGGUACCAUGGGAAGACCUUCGUUACCUGUUUGGUGAGAUCAUGUAUGGAGGUCACAUUACUGAUGACUGGGACAGGAGACUGUGCAGAACUUACCUGGAAGAAUACAUGCAACCUAAUCAGUUCGACAGGAAGUUGUCACUGGCCCCAGGAUUAGUUGUGCCUUCUAACUUGGAUUACCAAGGCUAUCAUGCGUACAUAGAUGAGAUGCUGCCCCACGAAAGCCCAGUGCAUUAUGGGCUUCAUCCAAACGCUGAGAUUGAGUUUCUUACAGUGACGUCAGACAGCCUCUUCCACACUCUCCUGGAGCUGCAGUACAGAGACUCCAACAUGGGUGAAGGAGCCUCACAGACCACCGAGGAGAAGGUGAAGACGAUCUUGGAUGACAUCCUGGAGAAGCUACCAGAAGAGUACAACAUGUCUGACAUCACGUCCAAAACAGCCGAGCGCUCGCCCUACAUUCUGGUGUGUUUGCAGGAGUGUGAGCGCAUGAACAUGCUCCUCAAUGAAAUCAGACGCUCGCUCAAAGAGCUGGACCUGGGGCUGAAGGGAGAGCUGGCAAUUUCAUCCGAGAUGGAGCAGAUACAGACCGCUUUGUUUUUUGAUAAUGUUCCUGACACCUGGACCAGACUGGCCUACCCCUCUAUAUACAGCCUCGGACAGUGGUACAAUGACGUGUUACUGCGCUGUAGAGAGUUAGAUAGUUGGACUCAUGAUCUCUCUCUGCCUAGUGUGGUCUGGAUCUCUGGUUUAUUUAACCCUCAGUCGUUUCUAACAGCUGUGAUGCAGAGUUUGGCACGCAAGAACGAAUGGCCGCUGGACAAGAUGAAUUUGACGGUGGAUGUGACCAAGAAGUUCAAAGAGGAGUUUAACCAGCCAGCCAGAGAGGGAGCCUACAUCUAUGGCCUUUACAUGGAGGGUGCACGCUGGGAUAUUCAGGGUGGGACAAUCGCAGAAGCACGCCUGAAGGAACUGACUCCCAGCAUGCCUGUUAUAGCUGUUCGAGCCAUCCCGAACGACCGCCAAGAGAUGCGCAAUACCUACGAAUGCCCCGUUUAUAAAACCAAACUACGUGCUAACACGUAUAUCUGGACCUUCAGCCUUAAGACCAGAGAGAGGCCAGCAAAAUGGGUUCUUGCAGGGGUCGCUCUGCUGCUUAGUGUGUGAUGCUGAGAAACACAGGAAAGGACAUUCAUUUAUUUUAAGCAAAGCUUCUUGUAGGUAAAAACGUCAACUGGUCUUUCUUUCUCUACAGUGUGCACCAACUUUAAACUGUUUUUUAUGGAAGCUUGUUUCCGCCAUAGAAUGAAAAAUAUAAAAGGUAAUUGCGACUU
This is a messenger RNA of Pimephales promelas (fathead minnow), 12904 nucleotides long. Lineage: Eukaryota; Metazoa; Chordata; Actinopteri; Cypriniformes; Leuciscidae. The record is from RefSeq and is a predicted model, not a curated record.